AUGGCUACACCCUACGAGCUCAUUUACUACACAGGCGUUCCAGGCCGCGGUGAACAUGUCCGGCUCAUCCUCGAGGAAGCUGGCGUCCAGUACAAAGACACACAGUCACUAUCUUUUGAUGAAGCCCGGAAGAAUGUCGUGACUUGGCUCGCUGGUGGCGGCCAUGGAAACCCACCUUACUUCGCCCCGCCUCUCUUCAAGCACGGCGACCUGAUCAUCUCUCAGACCCCCAAUAUUCUCCUAUACCUUGGUCCCAAGCUUGGACUUGCCGGAUCGCGCGAGAACGACUUGUACCGAGUAAAUGCCCUUGCCCUGACAGCGCUCGACCUUCUUAGCAAUGAAGUUCACGAUACACACCAUCCUAUCGCUACAAUACUACCCUGGGAAGACCAGAAGGAGGAGAGCAAAAGACGCAGCAAGGAAUGGGUCCAAAACCGCCUCCCUAACGUCCUUGCGUACUGGCAGAGAGUGUUGGAGAACGAGGAGCAAGGACCAGGCCCAUGGUUGUUGGGAAAAAUAUUUAGAUACGCUGACUUGGUCUUGUUUCAGACCCUCGAUGGCACCCAUUAUGCUUUCCCUAAGGCAAUGAAGCAAGCCAGAGAAGCCGGUAAAUAUGACAAGGUAUUCAAGUUAUACGAAGACGUCAAGGCUCGGCCAAACAUUGCUGGGUACCUUGCCAGUGACAGAAGACAGAAGUAUCAGGACUGGGGCGUCUACCGGCACUACGACGAUAAUGAUGUAGUUGCUGAGUAGGUAGCCUCUUUUGGUAUAAGGUGUGGCGAGUUAUAUUGUAUGAUUCAAAGAAUGAGUGUUGCGUUCAAGAAAUGAUACCAUGGUCCAUAAAGGAAGCCUUUCUAUUGAAAAAUAUUGUUUUAUUUCCCAUCAAUUCAAUUAAAAACUUAUCACGUAUCGACUACUAUGAGGUUUCAAGUUACGUUAGAUUCGUGAAAUACUUGCACAAAUAGAUCAUGAUACUGAUCGCAAGGGCUCGUCUGCUUGCAACAUCAGUUUGGCCUC
Messenger RNA from Botrytis sinoallii, 1017 nucleotides. RefSeq lists its product as uncharacterized. The coding region runs from base 1 to 753 and encodes 250 amino acids. Gene Ontology annotation, molecular function: glutathione transferase activity. The record is from RefSeq and is a predicted model, not a curated record. NCBI's taxonomy places the organism in Eukaryota, Fungi, Ascomycota, Leotiomycetes, Helotiales, Sclerotiniaceae. The transcript has 2 exons. Gene Ontology annotation, biological process: glutathione metabolic process.